Messenger RNA from Trichoderma citrinoviride, 1245 nucleotides. Its product is annotated as FMN-linked oxidoreductase. Gene Ontology annotation, molecular function: tRNA dihydrouridine synthase activity; flavin adenine dinucleotide binding. The transcript is spliced from 2 exons. Lineage: Eukaryota; Fungi; Ascomycota; Sordariomycetes; Hypocreales; Hypocreaceae. Gene Ontology annotation, biological process: tRNA dihydrouridine synthesis. The record is from RefSeq and is a predicted model, not a curated record. The coding region runs from base 1 to 1245 and encodes 414 amino acids. Gene Ontology annotation, cellular component: cytoplasm.
AUGGCUUCCGAGGUCAAGAUGGUCCCGAUUCCUCGCCGAGGCGUCGACUACCGCGGCAAGGUGGUGCUUGCGCCAAUGGUUCGCUCGGGAGAACUUCCCUCUCGGCUGGUGGCGCUCAAGUAUGGCGCUGACCUCGUGUGGGGCCCCGAAACGGUUGAUCGAGCCAUCAUCGGAACCACGAGGCGGUACAACGAAGCCACACAGACGGUCGAGUGGUUCCGAGUAGCCUCUCACGGCCAGAAAGAGCCGCCGCCGGACGCAAAGGAGAACAUCAUCUACGCAACGCACCCAGAGAAGGAGAAGAACAAGCUCAUUUUCCAGAUUGGAACGUCGGACCCGGAUCGUGCGCUCGAGGCCGCAAGGCUGGUCGCGGCAGAUGUUGCCGGCAUAGACGUCAACGCCGGCUGCCCGAAGCCCUUUAGCACAAGCGGCGGCAUGGGCGCUGCGCUGCUGCGGACUCCGGACAAGCUGUGCGCCAUCCUGGAAAAUCUGGUCAAAAACAUCACUCCGGAGUUCGAAAUCGGCAUCAGCGUCAAGAUCCGCAUCCUCGAAACGCCGGCCGAGACCGAGGCCCUCGUUAGAAGACUCGUCGCCACGGGUAUUACGGGACUCACGGUCCAUUGCCGAACGACACCGAUGCGGCCCCGUGAGCGUGCCAUCCGUGGCCAGCUUCGCAUGAUUGCAGACAUUUGCCGCGAAGCUGGCGUGGCCUGCCUGAUGAAUGGCGAUGUGGAAUCCAAGGACGAAGGGUUGAAGCUGGCAAAGGAGUUUGGCGCGGACGGUGCCAUGAUCGCCACGGCUGCUGAGAAGAAUCCCAGCUGCUUCAGGACCGAGGCGGAGGGCGGCCUUGCCCCCUGGGAGGAAGUCGUCAAGGAGUACGUCAAGGCGGCCAUGGACGUCGAGAACCGGUUCGGCAACACGAAGUAUCUCCUUGCGCAGAUGGUCCCUGGGAAGGCUGGGCUCCACCAGCCCUUGACCCAGAGCAAGAGCUACACGGAUGUCUGCCGGAUGCUGGGCUACGAAGAGUUCCUGGAGCAGGCCCGAGAAGCAGACGUCAGGCGGGGACUCGAUAAGCCGCCGGUGAAACAGUCAAAAAAGGGUAAAUCCAAUGCUGCCGCACUGGCUGCCGGUGGACAGAUGGGACAGGCGAGGGCUAAAUCACAGCAGAAAAGGGCGCUGUCUGAGCGAGCACCAGCUCCAGCACAGGCCGAAUCCGAACCAGUGCCUAUCACUUCUGUCGGGUGA